CCAAUCGCUCACCAUUCUGCAGAAUAAGGACCAGAACUUUACAGAGGUAAACUGUGUCAGUUCUUUUACUAUUACAGCAGUUCGUCGUGGCCCUGUAGUUCGCCUCCUUCACCAAAGCUCUGUCAGGGACCUACAUGAAGGAUGCCAUCACUCAGAGAGACACUUUGACCUGUCCAGCUCUCUCAUCGGACUCAUAGACGGCAGCUUUGAGAUGGGUUUCAACAAUAACAUUGAGUUGCUUGAGAAUUCAUGUAGUAAAAACCAGAUACAGACUACAGUGUGAUCCAUUUUUUUUGUGGUUCAAUCAGAGUCUGCUCUCAAUACUGUCCAGUUUUAUAGUUGUUCCUAUUAAUUGAUUGACUGGCGUUUGUCCAUGACUCUACUGUCAAACCCCUAACAUUGUUGUAUUUGAUGCUAUGUUGUUGUAGUCUAGUAUCCAAACUGAUAUGCCAUUUUUAGUAGAAAAAAUAACAGUGUUUAUAAUUUGCUAUUCCUGACUACUGCAGUGUUGUGGUUUCUUGCAGGUGACCUGCUGUUCCUGGCUGUGGUCAGCCAUUUUGGGGCGAAGCUGCACCGGCCCAGGUUCAUUGCUAUGGGCUGUUUCCUCAUGGCUGUAGGAUCCUUCCUCACAGGCCUGCCACACUUCUUCAUGGGACGGGAGAAAAUCAAGUGAGUUUGACAAACUCCAGAAGGAGAACUCACAGAUGAAGAGCGUCAUCGAAAACCUGAGGAAGCAAAACAUGGCUUUAAACCAACAGGAUGACCAGGACAAGUUUUCAAGUUUUGGCUAUCAGGAGAGCUACCCAAUCCCAGAGGGCCAUCGUGGCUUCAUCAGUGAUGCCAGACUUCUGCAGAUGCAGAGAGCUGAAAGAGAGGCCAUGGAAGCAAAGCAAAGAAAGAUAAGUGCUAUCCAUGAGAAUUAUGUCCGGACUGCUCUCAUCGGGGUUGGCAGCACCACCACUUCGUCCCCUCUAUUCAGUGCAUUCCGCGGCCGAAAGCUCCACAGAGGCCUUUGCCACGAAGGUUUGAACACACAGCUCUGGCCCCACUGAAGAACGUGGUGGGGGUGGAAGGAGCCCAAGUUCGACCUGGAUCUCACUCUCUGGAGUCCAUCCAGGUAAGUAAGUCAUUCAGCAGCAGUAGCGUGUGGCCUGUUCCCGUCCCUCCCACUGGAGCUCCCUCCAAGAGGGGCAAGAAGAAGAAGGGCAGGCGGGGAGUCAAAGCCCUGAAAGUCCAGUCGGACCAGGGCUGUACUGACAACAACGGACCCAUUGACCUGAUGGAGGAGGUGAGGGACAUCGAGCCUCACCUGAAGGAGGAGGCCUGGAAGGUGGUACAUGAGGUGAAGUUUGGGCUCGGACAUGUCCAUGGGGGAAAUAGCCACCAGCUCUCUGGGAAGCCUGAGCUCAGUGGAUAUGAACACCCCUGCGGAGCUCCGUGACUACUUGGAUGUUGGGACCCCGGUCAAGUUGCGUGACAGCCCACCCAGGCCUGCUCCCCCUCCUACCAAGCCCAGGAGCAAACAGCCUCGGCCUAUAAGGUUCCUUAGCCUGCCAAAGGCUGCCACCGGCUCAGACAAGAUGGCAGCCAGUGAGCCAAAGGGUCAAAUUAAGAACCAGGCCAGAUUGCAGCCCCUGUCCAACCCAGAGCAGGCCCUGACUAAGACCUUCAAGCUGCUCCACUCUGCCUCUGAUGACUGGGAGAAGAAGAUCGAGGGCUUGACCACUCUCCGUGUGAUGGCUCAGAACCACAUGGACAUACUGAUGCCUAAACUCCUUGAUAUCUGCCUUGCCAUUAUAAAUGAGGUGAAGAACCUGCGCUCUGCAGUGUCCUGUGCUGCCAUGGCCACACUGGGUGACAUGUACGUCCACCUCCAGAGGGCCAUGGACAGUGAGGUGGAGGGGACGGCACACGUGCUGCUGCACAAAGCCAGCGAGGCCAACGCCUUCAUCCGGCAGGGCGCCAACUUUGCCUUGGGUCACAUGGUGCAGAGCUGCACCCCUACCCGUGUCAUGAAUGCCCUGCUGGUCGGUGGGCUGAGCCACCGUAACGCUGCGGUGAGGAGCUGCACUGCUCAACACCUGGAGAGACUGGCUGAGGUCAUGGGGACGGCUCGUCUCCUGUCGGGGAAGAAAGACCUCACUGACCGUUUCUUGAUUGCCGUCAGUAAACUGGCUGUGGACCCUUCACAGGAAGUCAGGCAUCAUGGUCGCAAUAUCUUGAGAAACGUGGCCACCAAUGGCGACUUUGCUAAAAUGUGGGACAAAUUCGCUCCGAGGAAAGAGCGAGAAUCCUUGAGGGAGGUCAUCUCAAAGGUUAACCUCAAAGAAAGGAAUAUCUGAAUCAUCCCCAACUUGACUAUAAAUUUGUAUGUAAAUAUUUGCACAUUUCCCAACUUGACUAUUAUCCCCUCCAGCCCCCAAACUCCAAUAUUUUAGUUAAUUCUAAGAAAUUUGACACUAUCAUCCAACCCCCAUGUAAAUGUAUCUUUAAACUGCAUUGACUCCUUGUCCAAGUCCUGAAUCCACUAUAAGGCCAUAUGAACCACAUUCAAAGCACUAAAUUACCUUUCCUCGAAGCUCCUAUCUGAUCUACCAGCUCAAUAGUGGUCUACUGAAACCAUACUCACCAUCUCAGGGGGUGCUCAGAUCAUCAACCACUGACCUCCACACCAUCCUCAAAACCAGCAGUCCUCUUUUGGAGGCAGAUUGGUCAGUGCUCCUGUAUGGCACCAACAUUGUGGAUUUUCAUCCAAUACUUCUGGACUAUGAGAACAUUCUUUGGACAAUAAAAUUAGGUAAAAUGGAAGCUGGCUACAGUCUCAGUUUUAUCCUCCAAGACAGUGUGAGGAUGUGUAACAACAAUACCUGUGGUUUAACUUGAUGAUCAGGGCCAGAUUACCGAAAGGGCACGCAGGGCACCUGCCCUGUGGGCCCCGACCUCCAGGGAAUAUCAUCAUAACAUCCAAAACUAAAAAAAUUGUGGAUGUAUAUUACAGUACGUGGACGUUU
Oncorhynchus kisutch (coho salmon) is the source of this 3011-nucleotide messenger RNA. RefSeq names its product TOG array regulator of axonemal microtubules protein 1-like. Gene Ontology annotation, molecular function: microtubule binding. The record is from RefSeq and is a predicted model, not a curated record. Gene Ontology annotation, biological process: microtubule cytoskeleton organization. NCBI's taxonomy places the organism in Eukaryota, Metazoa, Chordata, Actinopteri, Salmoniformes, Salmonidae. The transcript is spliced from 11 exons. The coding region runs from base 1362 to 2342 and encodes 326 amino acids. Gene Ontology annotation, cellular component: cytoplasmic microtubule; cilium.